CUCUUCAUUUUCUACAGUCUUUUCAUCACCCUGGCCUCUUUCCACGGACUCGGAAACCACGCGGCGGACUUGACACUCAAGCAGUUCGCAACGUCGACGAAAUGGGAGCUCAUGGGCCAGACGAGCAACAUCCUGGCCAUCGCCACGAGGAAGAGCUCCGUUGCCGUGUUCUUGAUCCGCAUCGUCAACGUUAAGUGGCACAGGUGGAUGCUACACGGCUGCAUCAUCACCACGAGUGUCGUCUGCGUCUCGUGCAUCAUUUUCAUGUUUACGCAAUGCACUCCGGUUGAGGGGAUCUGGGAUCUUCGUGUCAAAGACACGGUCUGCUAUUUCAAGUUUACUACCAACGCAAUCUUCUCGGGGUCCUACACGGCGGCCAUGGACUUUUGGUUGGCGGUAGUACCAUGGUUUGUCCUGUGGAAUUUGAGGAUAAAGCAAAAGGAGCGCUUGACCAUCUCCAUCGGUUUGUCUCUUGGUUUCCUGGCCGGCAUCUGUGGUAUAAUACGCGCAGUCGAGCUGAACGCCAUCUCCGCGAAAUCUGAUUACCCCUUCGCUACAGUCCCCAUCCUAUUUUGGGGUUCCACCGAACUCCUCGUCUGUCUCCUCUGCUCCACCCUUCCCGGCCUCCGCCCCUUCUACAAGAAGAUCACCGGCGGCAACAGUUCCAUGGACCCCUAU
Messenger RNA from Pseudomassariella vexata, 678 nucleotides. RefSeq lists its product as uncharacterized. The annotation marks the transcript as partial. The transcript has 2 exons. The record is from RefSeq and is a predicted model, not a curated record. NCBI's taxonomy places the organism in Eukaryota, Fungi, Ascomycota, Sordariomycetes, Amphisphaeriales, Pseudomassariaceae.